This is a messenger RNA of Williopsis jadinii, 2404 nucleotides long. It is a transcript of the gene LDB19, whose product is annotated as Ldb19p. Gene Ontology annotation, cellular component: plasma membrane; cytosol; cytoplasm. The record is from RefSeq and is a predicted model, not a curated record. Gene Ontology annotation, biological process: ubiquitin-dependent endocytosis. NCBI's taxonomy places the organism in Eukaryota, Fungi, Ascomycota, Saccharomycetes, Phaffomycetales, Wickerhamomycetaceae. Gene Ontology annotation, molecular function: protein-macromolecule adaptor activity; ubiquitin protein ligase binding. The transcript is spliced from 2 exons. The coding region runs from base 314 to 2335 and encodes 673 amino acids.
AAAAAACACGAUAAACCCGUCCCAAGGUGACUGACAUUUGUCCCAAAUUGCAGGAGUUUCCGACCCAAUCUGCAAAGUGGAACUUCUAUCAACGAAGCUCCCUAUUUUUGAAUUUUUACACCAAGCUGAGAUUAGAAAAAAGGACAAAAAAAAUUCAAAGGACGUGGUGAGACAUUAAACCAGCGCUAAGGACAAAGGACACAAGGUAUAGAAAAGGACAAGACAUUGCACUUCCAUAGGCGAUAAGAAGGGGGACAUAUUGACAUAGAAGACAUAGAGAGGGACACGGACAAACAUAUAAACAUCGAGACAAAUGCCCUUCAUCCCAAAGCUCAGUGCGACGCUCUCAAGUAACAGCUUGUUAUCACCAUCGUCUUCGAAUGUAAACAAUGCAUCAAGCAAUCAGCCAUUGCAACCUCUAACAUCGGUCACUUCCAACAACAACCUGGCCCAUUCAUCUCAUCCGCCGUUUGAGCUUUCUAUCGACCUGGAGAGUCCACCGAUUAUCCUCUACGGACCUCCUUCAGAGUCCUCAGGCUCUCUAGUUUCAGGCCACCUGUUGAAUGUGAAGGACCACGUGCUGAUCAACUCUGUGCGACUGACCCUCUACCAGAACGUUCACUAUGCCAAACCGUUCUUACCUCCUUCAAACACACUGUCCAAUUGUACGAGCUGUAAGAAGAAGUCUACUGAAUUGGCCAGAUGGGACGUUAUGACACAGGCACAUAACCUCCCAGCUGGCAAACACUCGUACCCAUUCUCUCAUCUAUUGCCAGGAGCAUUGCCUGCCACCACCUGCCUAGGCUCAAGUGGUAUAACUACGAUCAAGUACGAGCUGGUGGCCAUUGUAUCCUACAACACACAUAACAACCAUCAAAACAUCGUCAAGGUUGCGCUGCCUGUGAACAUUGCAAGAUCUGUGCUUAGAGGCCCUGACAGAAACUCGCUGAGAGUGUUUCCUCCGACAGACGUUACUGCUACGGCUGUUCUCCCAAACGUUGUCUAUCCAAAAUCGUCAUUUGCAUUGGAGCUGAAACUAGACGGAGUGUCGUCCUCUGAUAGAAGAUGGAGAAUGAGAAGAGUGGGCUGGAGAAUCGAGGAACAGGUGAAAGUGAAGACCAAUUCAUGUGAAAACCACAAGUCCAAGUUGAAGGUUAUCGAACAGCACUACCGGAAGAACCCAAUGUUGACGAAGAACAACGUGAAGAGAAACCAACAAUCUGGCCCAACAACGUCAUUCUCUGUGUCGAAUGCUGCAUCUUUGACACCAAUGGCUUCUAACAACUUGAGUGCUCAGCAGACGAGAGAAGGUGUCACUCCAACGGUAUCUGCUAGUAACGAGGACCGAAUUGUUGUCAAUGGCUCUAAUGACAAUGACAAUGACGAUCAUAUCUCUUCAACAAACAAUCUGCACCCAAGUGACCAUGCCAAUGAAGAACUACGUCUAUCACAGCUAGCAAAUGCACAGGCCCAAGCAGAGGACUAUUCUCUCUACUCUCAAGAGAUUCGCACAGUGGCAACAGGAGACCUAAGAAAUGGAUGGAAAUCAGACUUCUCAGGUAAGGGUAAGAUUGAGCUUGUUGCUGAUAUCUCGUGCUUCGGAUUAUCAAGUGCUUCUGGUCCUCACCGGACCCACGUCUCUUCUAACAACCCCCUUAACCUCCCACCUGUUCAUCCCACUAUUUCUUGUGAUAUUGACGAUCCUGUGCUGGGUAUCUACUGCUCACAUGUGCUCAUCGUGGAGGUUGUUAUUGCUGAAGAGGUGCUGCAAAACUCAUCGUCAGCGUCUCUAACAACAUCGACUUCUCAUACAGAGUCCUUGAGAAGAGAAGGUAACAGACCUGAUCAAAGACUUGCUGAAUUGUCUCCUGUCUUUGCUAACCACGUUAAGCCAACAAAGACUGAACCAGCUAACUCUUCGCGUAAGCCAGAAGAUCCUUCGAGCAUCAACGCCGUUGUUGGUGUACCUACUGGUUCUGCCCGUGUUCUACGUAUGCAGUUCAAGUUGAACAUAACAGAGAGAUCGGGAUUGGGAAUAGCAUGGGAUGAUGAAGUCCCUCCUAUGUAUGAGGAUGUCUCUGCAUUGUCACCUCCAACUUACGAUACAGCAAUGUCUCCAUACAUAGAUUCACCACAAGUUAGUGGUGCCAAUCCCCCACUCUACCCUCUAAAUGCUGCCCAUACGCACACUGCACACAUCAAUGGAUCAAGCGGUGCUGCUACUCCAGGUGUUAUCUACGGUAUCGGUAAUACACCAGGUAUAACACCAAGACCUUCAGCAAAUUUCCAGAGUCUGAAUGGUGCUUUAGACAUUGAUGAAUUUACACUGAAUUGAUCAAAUUUCAGCUUAGUUUAAUUCUGUUUUAAUCUAACUUAAUUUAAUAUUAUGGACAUUAAGACGUAG